AUGAUGCCCUCAGUUCACCAGGCAGGAGUUUCUCCCCUCCUGCUCAAAGCCAGUGAGGUGAUGACAAGCGACAGUCGUACUGAAACCAAGGAAUGCAUGAAGACAACACAAGUGCUGAGCAAUGCUACUGUUGUUAUAUCGGGGCCCACUACUCACAACAAGGAGGAAGUGAAAGAGUUUCAUAUUGGGGUCAGGGACAUCCAAAAGAACACUUCAGCAAGAUGGAUAUACUUCCACACAUGCCCUAGAGGAGAGGAAGUUGAUGAUGACCUUUUUCAUCACUGCAACUCUCGAACAUUCAGUUCUUUCCAAAAUAUGCAGUACAUCAGUGCAGCUCUUAUGGCAAAUGCAGUCAAAGGAUAUAAGUUCUAA
Molecule: messenger RNA, 372 nt
Organism: Diatraea saccharalis (sugarcane borer)
Lineage: Eukaryota; Metazoa; Arthropoda; Insecta; Lepidoptera; Crambidae
Source: the annotation of a GenBank genome assembly